ACGGAUACUAUUAUUCUACGAAUCGAAAUCGUCGCCGCUGUCCCUCCCCCACCCUCUCAACCCCAGCCCCAAAAAAAAUAAUCGAUCACAGUCGUUUUAUUUAACUACGACCACGUAUCAUUCCCGUGAACAAAAAAUCACACGCAUCGAAUCGUUUGGCCACCUGUGCGUCGUCCACGUUUUGCCAAAACUACGUCAUCGCGAGCGCGCGCUGUAUACGCGCGGUUUCGAAUUUUCCCGCCCUCCCUCCUUCCCUCGCUCAGGCUCACUGCAACACGCUUGCACGAUCUACACCUACACGUACUUCUACACCCGCGUACACCAUCAUACACGCGUUUUCCAUCUCUGUCCGAACCUCGCGCCAACUCGCUAUCCUCUCCCUCCUGAUCCCACCGACUCCCCCAUACAAUGUAUACACACGCGUGCACACACGAAACAUCGCGGCGUGUACACACGGGACAAAGACAGAGACUACCGUGCCGGCACCUACUAACGGAUAAGUGCUCUUCCAACACCGAUUAAAACACGCCGCCGGCUAGACACGUGCCCGCUUCUAAACUCGUGUGUGCUCCUAUAGUAAUAGUACUGCGAUAGCUGAGAUCGAGAGAGAACGAACGAGAGUUAGCGCGCUGCCGAACGACCCACGUUUCCCCCGGUGUGCAAAAAUCGCGUCGACGUUGGUCAUCUUCGUGGAGAACAGUGUUCCGAAAACGAAAAAGAAAAGAGAAAAAUACGAACGGUAUUAGAACACGAAAGGGAUGGCACAGUCGGGGAAUCGUGAAGAAACCUCGGCGAACGGUACGAUCUCUUCCGAAGAGAAAAGAAAAAAAGAUAAAAGGAAGAAUAGAAUGGAGAAACCAGGGGGGAGGGGAAAUUAAAAAAGGAAAAGAAAAAAAGAAAGAAACGGGAGAACCGUGAAGAAUCUCGGUAUCCGUCGGUGUGAUCGUGUCCGCUUGGACGAUUUGCAAAACCCGAGAAAGGAAAAAGUGUGUGAGAGAAAGAGUGCGAGGAGAGAGGGGGAGGGGGGGAAAUCGGGAGGAAGAGCAAGCGAGAGGCGUAGGGAAGUUGGUAGGGAGAUAGAGACGGAAAGAAAGAGACGAAACGUGUGCGAGCGAAAGAGUUAGAGAUCGCGGCAUAAGAGCGAGCGAGGAAGAGAGAGCGUGCUGAUCCGCAAAAUACGGUCUCGUUACACUAUCGUCGGUGUUGGGUCAUCUAAUCGCCUCUGAAAUUAUCGUCUCGCCAGUACAGAGUGACGAAACACGCUCUCUCCGGGAGCAAUCAGUUUUCGAGGGUACUGGUUUCGUGGUGCUUGGACGAUCUCGAGCCGCGCGGCGCGGAGUCCUUCGGAUGCUGAUCGUUCUGAUCGUGGUUUGUUACCGAGAGUCCGUGUUCCGUUUCGUUUUCGUGUGUCACGUUGAUCGUCGCCCCCUUGGUGUAUACACACACACGCGCGCACACACACAUACAUACAUACACCCACACACCCACACACACACAUAUACACGCGGACUCGUUGUCUGGUCCGACCGAUCGCUACCGGGCCUGGUCAAGGUGAACAUUGCUGACGGGAGGAGAGAAAUUGCGCGAUGAUCGCGGUGCUCGUGACCGAGAGAGAACGGCCCUCGUGAGAUCUCAGCCAGCGAUGAUCGUACGAGAUUCGCGACCGUGGUGCCCGUGAGACGAUUCCGAACGUCUCAUUCUACUUAAACGUUCUCGCAUGCGUUUUCUUGUGUAUACGCGGUAGAGUCGCAAUGUUCAACGUGAUCGAAUGCCGAUCGACGUCGAUAUGUUUGGUCGUGCGGGUGUUUGGAUCGGUUCGUUUGCAUCGACUGCGCGAUACGUGAACGAAAUCAGUGAUCAGUUGUUCAUCGAACGCCGCCGGUCGAUCGUGUGCCAGCGAACAACGCUCGUGGAAAUGGACGAUCCUCGUAGUACGUUGAGAAAGAGAGUUCUGUUUCAUCGCGGUUGUUCGAGUGUUCUUGUCGCUGUUCGAUUGAACGACGCCGACGACGAGGAAGCGCGCUCCACGUCGUUUGAAUAUCGUGUUGCGCUUACGCUACCUCGGGUCUCGUGUUCGCGUUAAAUGUCCAACCGGGAGUUUCCAGCUUGUAUUUCGUAGCGAUGAACGUUUCGCAGCGAGGCAUUGUACUCGGUGAUCUCGUGGAUCGUUUCGUCUUUGGGAUGUACGCGCAAAGUUUCCUACCGUCUAAAAUCUGACUUUCGCGCGGAGAUACUUGUUCCAGCGAGUAUUAAUCGUCUACUUAACUCCGCCGGUGUCGAUCGUUGGACAUUUAAUGUUUUCGAGGAGACGAGGAUAGUGCGUGGUGCAACUGACUGCAAGAAACAACAUUCUCGAAACAACCUUUUCGAUAAAACCUUCUCGAUAAAACCUUCUCGUGACCGGUAAUUCUCUUCGUUCGCUCCCUCCAUUCGAUCUAUGAAGCGUCGAAUUGUAAUCUAGUUUCGCGAAAAAAAAAAAAAUACAACGAAGAGGCAGAGAAAAAAAAUACGAACGAACGAAGAGAGAGAGAGAAAGAAAGAAAAGGUGGGAGAAAAAGAGAGAGAGAGAGAGAGAGAGAGAAAGCUAUCGAGCGUGGCAUGAGCGAACGUUAUCUCUGCUGUAGGUUUAUCGCGAUAUUCCUCUUUGGCGUCGUCAUCGAAACAGGAUCAUUUUCGCCGGUUGACAUGACGAGGAUAUCGCCAUCGGUUGGUGAUCCCGGAUCGUUAUUGGACAGUAUAAAGUCAAUCGCGGCGAAUAACACGAUUGGUUCUCGUUUAGCUCCGCUAACCCGGCUCCCCGACUUGGACCAGCAGGACUACACAUGAUCGGUCUGUGGAACUUUGCUUAUUUCAGAGAUACUGGCGCGCCCUACGUAUUAUACAAGGACAACAUGGAGAGACCCCAGGGGCAAUGGGGCCCCGGGCCGGGAUCUCUCCAGGACGGGGGACUGUACCCGCAGCAACAGCAACAACAGCAACAGCAGGGCUCCUCCUCGUCCGGCAGUCCACAGCAGGCCUGUGGUCCUCCUGUCGAGGGAGAAAGCGGUCCCCCGCCUUCGUUGGCCUCUCCCGUGCCCUCACCGUACCCCUCGGCACCGCCUGAGCCUCAAGCCUUAACCCCACCUGACGACGAUAUACAAUCGAAUCAAGCCACCUCUCAGCAGCAACAACAACAACAACAGCAGCAGCAGCAACAACAACAACAGACGCAACAGCAAGUUCAACAGCAGCAGCAGCAACAGCAACAACAGCAAGUUCAGCAGCAACAACAGCAACAACAACAACAGCAGACGCAACAGCAGGAUCAUUCGCCUCAACAGCAACUAACGCCUCACGAGGUGGAUCGCAGCGAUUGCUUCCCCGGCGCUGGAGAGUUGCAGCAAUAUCCACAGCACUAUUUCAAGGAUGCCAGGCCGCAUCCGUCGCCGUCGGUACCCCCGCACAUGCUCACCCCCGGUGGCUUCUCCGCGUUACACUAUCUCAAGCAACCAGGCGUCAUGCUGACGUCCCUCGGCCAGGGUGACGGCGGACCCAGUUUGGAUGCUCACCAAUAUGCAAGUCCCGGGGCGCCGAACAUGGCGACUGGGUUGCCGGAUAUCGUGCAACAGAGCGGCAAGUCCGGGAAAGGGGCGAACAGCGAUCUACGUUUGUUCAAGUGUCUGACGUGCGGGAAAGAUUUUAAGCAGAAGUCGACGCUGCUUCAACACGAGCGGAUCCAUACGGACAGUCGGCCAUACGGGUGUCCAGAAUGCGGGAAGCGGUUCAGGCAACAAUCGCAUCUAACGCAGCACCUGCGCAUACACGCGAACGAGAAGCCGUAUGCUUGCGUGUACUGCGAGCGUACGUUCCGGCAGCGUGCGAUCCUCAACCAGCAUCUGCGCAUCCACUCGGGUGAGAAGCCAUACCAAUGUCCGGAGUGCGGAAAACACUUCCGUCAGAAGGCGAUCCUGAAUCAGCACGUCCGCACACACCAAGACGUGAGUCCGCAUCUGAUCUUCAAGAAUGGAAUGACGCCAACACUCUGGCCGCAGGAUGUUCCAUUUCCACCGGAGGAGGGCAAGGAGGAGGUGGCAUCGACGUUCGGCGACACGGACACACAGUCGGGCGCGUUCAGUCCGGCGCCGGACGCGAAUUCCAUCCAGUAUCCUGCUUACUUCAAGGACCCGAAGGGCGGGAAUCACGCGGUUUUCGGUGCCGGCGGCGCAGGUAGCUUCGGUGCUCUGCAGUAUAUCAAGCAACAGGGCGGUAGUAAGAGCUGUUUACCGGACGUGAUACAGCACGGUCGCUCCGCGGGGAUGCCGUUGUACGUACGAUGUCCGAUCUGUCAGAAGGAAUUCAAGCAAAAAUCGACGCUGCUGCAGCACGGCUGCAUACACAUCGAAUCGCGACCGUAUCCUUGCCCGGAGUGCGGCAAAAGGUUCAGGCAACAAUCGCACUUGACCCAACACCUUCGCAUUCACACGAACGAAAAGCCGUACGGCUGCGUUUAUUGCGGCCGCAAUUUCCGUCAACGUACCAUCUUGAAUCAACAUUUGCGCAUUCAUACCGGCGAGAAGCCGUACAAGUGUCAACAGUGCGGCAAAGAUUUCCGUCAGAAGGCGAUACUGGAUCAGCACACGCGCACCCAUCAGGGUGACCGGCCGUUUUGCUGUCCGAUGCCAAACUGUAGGCGGCGUUUCGCCACCGAGCCAGAGGUGAAGAAGCACAUCGACAACCAUAUGAAUCCGCACGCGGCCAAGGUGCGUAGGAACUCGAGCAGCGACUCGAAACCACCCGGUACACCGGCUGGUUUAGGCCCUGUCCCUGUACCUAGAGGUCUUACGCCAACGGUGGUGAAGCCGGAGCUCUAUUUCCCGCAAUGUUACGCGCCCGCGUUCAAUCAUCAACCGCCAGUGUCGACGGCGCAGUUCCCGGCCCAGGCAAACGGAGUAUCCGUUGCCGGCGAAUUCAAACCACCGACCGGUCUGCCGCCGCAGUGACUAACCGUCCAUCCUGCCGCCUACUAGCAAGCAGGAAUACCGCUGAGAUUUCAGCGAUGCUUCGGUCACGCGUUACAAACCGACGCCGUCGCCGCCGCCGCUGCCGCUUCAACGACGUCGAGUGCCGCGUCGCACCGAUGCAGCCAGCCGAUCCAGCAACACUACCCGUGACAUUUAUCGUGCAUUUACUAGGCUCUUUCUUUUCGUUUCGCAGUUCGCUUACUUUCCUCGUUCCAUUGCUUCGCACAGCCUCGGAACGCGUCGCCAGCUAGUCCUCAGCUCGACGGUGAUCGACACCGCGACUCGUUCUUAGCUCUUCGAUCUAUCGUCUCUCUUCGUUUCUGUAGUUCGAUUUCGAGUCGAGAAACGGACUGUUUCGCGUGUGUGUAUACGUGUGCGCGUACGUUUCGGUACAACACGUUCGCGUACGUCGAUCGUUGAACGCGUUUACUCUUAUUACCAAUAGACUGUACCCUCGUCCGACUAGUGUGGUCCGUUUCUACUUGUGCGGUCCCAACCUGCUAUCCUUCGUUACGCGAACCAAUCGUAAGUAAUCGCGAAGCUCGCCAGCAACCACAACCUCACAAUGGCAACUUGUUCUUCUUUUCGAUCACUGAUCAUCGUUACCUGACGGAUAUACCGCGAUUCACCGGAAGCAACCGACCGAGACCGUGCAUCUACCACUGAUGUUCUACGCGAUUGCGUUCUAAACGCAAGAUGGAAAUAAGAGUAAGGGACUGUGUUAACUGACACGAACCGAGUCACGAACAAACGAGCUACGCGAUUAUAGAAAGGGGUUCGCAGAGAUACGGAGGUUUGGAUCGUGCAGGAAGCUGAGAGUCGUUGUGUCGUUCAUCGUCGAGCUGAUCACUGGCGCCAGAAAAAUGGUGACUCAACCAACGAAGAAUCUCGUCUAUUCCCCCCCCCCCAUACGUAUUUUUUAUAUAUUAAUGAAUUAACGACGUACCUUCUCGCGUUUUUUUCGUCGAUAAGCGAAUAGCUCGAGAGAGUUCGGUGGUUCCGCGCGCAGGCAGGCAGGCCGUCCGAGGUGUCGUUCGUCACACCGCUCAUACACACAAACAAACACACGCAUACACAGACACAGAGGCAGUCAGACACACAAGCAACAAGUAUACGUAAAGCGAAACUCGUAAUCGAGACGUGUUUCGGCUAACACACACGAGUUUGAGGAUGUUCGAUUCGACGACCAGAUUAGAAGCAAACAAAACAAAAAAAAUUGAUAACGAUUGUGAUACGAUAUCUAACUUGCCUAUGUUUAAAUGAAACAAAAAGAACAAAAAGAAAGAGAAAAGGGAAAGGGAGAAGAAGGAGAAGAAAGAGAUAUAGGUGAUGGGAGGAAGAUACGUUGCCUCGAGAGGGAGGUGAAUACACGACCACGAGAAGAAUGCCUGUAAAUAUGUAAAGCCGUUCACUCCGACGAACAAACAAAACCGAGUGGAGGAAGAGAAAAAAGAAAAAUGUUGAAAUGGCGCGAAAAAGAGCGAGCAAGAGAGUGCAUGCUUGGCUGCGCGGAUGGUGCAUGGAUCCGUGUGUGAAUGAGAAGAAAGGAGAGAGAAAGUGUUGCGAAUGCGUGAGCAAAAUCGAGGGUAGAACGAAGAGAGACGGAGAGUGUACGAGUGGGUAGAAUCGCUAAAGGAUGAGAGAAAUAGGAUAGAGAAAAAAGGCGAAACGAAGGAGGAAGGAGAAGAUGUGGAGGAGGAGGGGAAGAGCAGGAAGGUGAGAGGGCCAAAAAAAAAAAAAAGAGAAGGAGAGGAUAGACGUAUGGAUGAAAGAGAAGGGUGAGUGAAAAUGUGAAAUGGGAAGAAGAGAGAUUAGGUAGGAUUUACGAGGACGGCGUAUCCCCCCAGAGUGCUGAGCCAUAGCUUUUCGGGGUACGACAAGUUGACGAUGACGAUAGUUGCGCGAGGGGAGGGUACGACUCUUGUAUACUAUAGUAAUAUUUGAAUGUAUAUUUAUACGACAGGUUAUAUUAUUCUAUUAACUAUAAUGAUGAUAUUUUGAAUCGGUUUUAAAAUCAGAUUGGUGCUGAACGUAACACUAGGUAAGCGACACAAAGCAAAAGAAGAAAAAAAAAACGCGAAAGAGGAGGGAACGUGGAAGAAGGCUGAGACACCGUAGAAGUAGCGUAAGUAGGGUAGUCGAUAGAGUAGAGCACGAGAGAGAGAGAGAGUGAGAGAAAGAGAGAGAGCGAGAGAGAGAAAGAGGAGUAAAGCCGUGGGGGGAAAAAGAAGAGGAAUAAAAAAAGACUUUCGUAGGACCCUCGUGAAGUCCGCUCAUCCGGAACUUAAUAAUAAUAAUAUUAAUAAUAACACUAAUAAUAAUUACUAGUAAUAAUAAUAAUUAUAAUUAUAAUAAUAACGCAAUUAUCAUCACAUCAGCCGGUGAAUAGAAGGUAAUGAACGGAAAAUAACAAGAACGGAAGUAAAACAGGAAGAAUGUUUCGUGGCAAUACUUAAGAGGAAAACGAUACGAAAUGGGGAGAGAAAUACAUACACGAACACAAAAGGAACACACACAAAAUAUUGAGGAAAUUUCAACGUACUAGAGAAUAGUCUUUUAAAUUUCUAUAUUAAGACGUGUGAUCUCUCUAAUUAUUGUACAUUAUAUAUAUAUAUUAUAUAUAUAUUAUAUAUAUAUAUUAUAAUGAUCUAUACCUAUAGAUGACGAGAUGCAUAAGUAUAUGAUUACGAUUAUACGUAUAUUAGGCGUUCUACAGUUAGUCUUUUAUCAUUUAGACACAGAGAUGAUCUGAAGAUGAAUAAUUGUGCGGCCAUAUUCUCUGUGGCCUGUUUGUAGUGCCUCGGAAUUGCUGCUCGCGGCAGUGAUUUGACCGUAUUUUAGGAUGGUAUAUUAAUAAUUAUAUUGAGAAUUGCAAUUAUCGAUACUCUGAUACAGUACUAAAGGUGGAAGAAGCAAGAAUAAAGAAAGAUGAGUGGAACCGAAAGGAAAGAGGAGGAGGGGAAAAGGAAAGAGGAGAGAAAAAAGGAAAAGGGUGAAAGACGAGAGUUUAAAGGAAAAGAAAAGAAAAGAAAGAAGCGAAUGAAUGAAGUGAUCGUGUCGUCAGGCGUCACGUUAAUCGACUCAUUAAAUUAUUAAAGAUCUACUUAUAUCGCGUUUACAAAAAUAGGUUAGCGAGAAAAGGAAAAAACAAAAAGAAAAAAGACGUGCGGGAGCGCAAGAAAUCGGGAGUUAGAAAUCGACGACGCUGUGAUCGUUCGCUGAUAAUCACUUUUAAUCGUUCUUUUUCUUUAUUAUUUUUUUCUAAUAAUAUUAUUAUUAUCCUCGUUGCUCUCUAUUAAUUUCUUCCUUAGUUGUUGCGUGCGCGUUAAAAAAAAAAAAAAAAGAACGAACAAGAACAUAAGGAAAAAGAUCAAAACGGAGGAGUAGUUUCAGAGAACAUGAGGAAUUCUCCGUGAUUCACGAGUAUUAUGAUUGUUACGACAUACUAAAAUUUCACGGGACACUCGAUCGUGUCGACAUCCCGAUCUUUUUUAGAUUCGCUCGUCUCUCUUCCCUUGUGCGAUUUUAGCGGGACUGAUCUCGCGACGUUCCUCAUUUCGUGAUUCAAAUCGCCGAGUUCUCGGGGUGCUUAAAUUCGAUAGAAAAUCGCGUCGUUUGCCGACAUCCUUAUGCCUUCCUGAAAAUCUUAUUAAACUUUCUACAGAUCGUUUCAAAGUUCCGAAAUAUCUUGCGACUGCAACUGAUCGACAUCAUUUAAAAUUUAAACGGAAACAGCUAAUAAUCGUGAAAACUUUCGAGCGUCAACUGCAAAUCUUGUUUCUCUCUUCUCUUUUGUUUUUUAUUCAUCGGUCAUUUAUAUUUUCUUUUUUUUCGGUUAAAUUUUCGCUCGUCGAAAAAUACGUGCCGCGCGUGAAAACAAUAAUUCAAUCUUUCCGUUUCGCGACAGAACGACAGGGCGAUUUCGCGUGGACGAGCGAAAUAUUAUUCGUCAGUGAAAUAAUAAUUGGUUUAUUAGGUGUUUGUCGAUCGACGAAUAAAAUGUGACCACAGUCCAUCGAAAGAAAAUCGCUCAUUGAAUACGGUCAUUAAACAAUCGUGUCGAACAUCUUAAUUGACGCCGUUCCAAUUUCUCUUUAGGUUUUCGUUUCGUAUAACUCCGAAAUUUGAUUUUUUUUUUUUUUUGCUUAUUAUGUCGUUUCUUACACGAAACACGAAUCACGGUUCUGCACGCGACGCGAUUGGAUUAUUAGGUUUCACGUAAAAACUCGAUCGAAUUCUUCAAACGGGAAUCUUUUUUCAACCAUAUUUUUAACGCAUCUUACGCGUGUUUUUUCUUUAUUUUGUCGAGAACGCGAUAAUAAAAAAGUAAAAAAAUUGUUCAUGCGAAUGGGAUUAAGAUCCUUUCGGGCGUGGCCGACCGUUUAAUUUUUUUUUUCUUUUUGUUUUUCGCAGUGCGAAAGAAUAUAUCGUCAAGCCAGCAAAGAUCGUUUUCGAAUAGAGAAAGAUACUCGUUUUAGUAUGUUUGUCGAAACAGAGUUGGAGGUAGAGAAUUGGAAGAGACGAGAAAAGGAAAAAGAGAAAGACGACUAAUUAUUGUAAAAAAAAAGUGUAGAUACGAACGAAUAUUUUCUUUUUUUUUUGUUUUUUUAAGAUUUGUUCUAACUCGUCGUAUUCAACAUAACGAUAUAUCAUCUCGUAUCUUAUUAUUAUCGCUGUUAAUUAAUUAUUAUUAAGUUUCUAUCGCGAGAGAUUUUUGCAUACGGUGCAGUGGUUGGUAUCGUUCUUUCCUUUCUUUUUCUAAAUACAGAUUUUCCUUUUCUUUUUUGCUGUCACCCUUCCACACUUUUUUCCGUACUUUUCCCCGUUUUUUUCUUUUUUUUCGCGACGCCCGUCGACUGUACGGAACGUUCUUUGAUCCUCAAUGUCCGACAUUGUUAAGACGUUUCCUUACGUCCUCCUUUUGUAAUACUUCUUUCUUUUUUAUACGGAUUAUUCUUUAUCGAAAUAAUUCCGACUACUAGUGCUUAUGCUUAUUAUUCUCUAAUCUCGCAGUCAAAAAAUCGGCCGUGUGAUAUAUACAUAUAUGUAUUUAUAGCGUGUCGCAGGGACGAAAGAAAUCCGAUUGAUUUUUAACUCUGUUUAAUCCUUUUAUAUAUAUAUUAUAUAUAUAAAAUAUUUUAUACCUUUUCGCGAAUGUACUUUUUUGCAAAAAAAGAAAACGAAGCGCGAUAGCCAGCUGAUCUGGCCCGAGACGACAGGGACGCGUUAUAUUUUUACUUUUAAGUUCCGUGUAUACGUGCCGGUCGCAGAACUCGUUGCGAACUGCUGCGAAACUGGUUCGGGUGGUUGGACGACGUCAGAACCUUGUGUGGUGCCAUUUCGAUCGACGAAACACUCCGACGAGCGUCGUCAGAGCGCGGAUGAAGCAAAGAAACGACGAAAAACAAAAAAGGACAGAAAAAGAAAAAAAAAGAGAAGAAGACGUAGAAGAAGAACGAAAAAACGUAAAAGCAAGAGGAAAAGAAAGAGGGCGGAGGGGAAGUACUGUGAUAUCGAUUCACUAUAGCGAGAUAAAGAGACAAAAUACAAAAAAAGAAGAGAAUGAAAGACGGAGCGCGGAGAACAAUCAUGAAAGCGUGUAUAUGCACACGAUCGGAUGAUCCACGAGAUGGUAUCGUCGUGCACGAUAAGCGUCGACGUAUACGAUGUUACGAUAAUGUUUAUUUAUAAGCGACUUUUCUAUUCUAAUGUGUACAGUAUGCACGACGAGUAAUCGGGUUCGUGGAUUAUCUGGUCUUUUCUCGCGUGUGUAAGUAUACUACGCGUAGAAUGGCCGACAGUCGACCGGCUUUUUACCGAAUCGAACCAGAGGAAUCGUGAAACGUUCUUGCUUGCCUCUAUCGCUGGCAAAUAUCGCGGAUAGGAAAUGGAUAGAGGAGAAAGAAAACGACGCGCGUCGUCCCGACGUCGAUCGAAUAACUAUUUCGCGAUAGCCGACGUCGUCCGGCCGCUCUUUUGCACCGACCAACUUUGUUAAAUAACUGUUACUGCUGCCUACCGCUACGAUGCAUUUAUUAUUUGUCAUUUUAUUUUUUGUCUUUUAUAUUUAUCACUUGUUGCACGUUUCAUCGAGAGAGGAGAGAGUGUGAGAGAAGAGUAAAUAUAUACGGACGCGAAGAAUGCGAAAGAGAGCGAGGAUGAACAAACAUGGAGAGAAAGAAGAAUCGAAUCGCGGAUACGGGUCGCAACGUUUUCUUCGCGACAGAGAACGCUAACGUUUCACGUCUGUAUACACUAAAUGGAAAGAACAAGGCGAUCUGUGUUUCUCCAAUUUUGUUUUAUCUCCUUUUUUUUUUUUUAUUACUAUUACUAUUGUAAUUUUGUAAUUUUUUCUUACUACGUAUUUUUUUUCUUUUUUUGUUCUCGUCUCUUUGAAAUCUAAUCUCGGUUGUGUGCUUUCAAGACGUAGAGCCGAAGAGAGGCCGCGUUGGGCCGCGUCAUCCCAUGUCGUCCACUGAAUGCUCAACAUAGAUUAGGUUAUAAGCUUUAUAUAUUAUUACCUAUAUAACGAUUAAUGUAAAUUAUUGUUUUUUCUCUCCCUUUAUAAGACUCAGGGCUCACGGCCCCGCAGACGGGGCCAAGCCUCGCGACAGGAUGACGCGACCUGGAACACCUCUCUUUCCUCUUUUAAUUCCUCUCUAGUUUUUACGCAGAUAACACGUAUACUUCUGUUCGCGUUCGUUUUGUUUUUCACUUUUCUUUUUUUCUUAUAUAUCUAGAGAGAGAACGAGACACACCUUUACACGAAAUCUCGGUUUUAUACGUACUAUUAAUUUAUAACCGGCGUACCAGCGAUUAAAUUUUUUCUUUUUUUUCGUUGCACAAAGACUAUCACCAAUGCCACCACGACCACCACACACCCACUUCGACACACGAGAUCUCGCUUUCAAAAUUUAGCUUUAAAAUUUUCGAUGCGGACGCUGAUGCAGGUGCAAUACAUUACGGAUGUGCAUAUGUACACUUAGGAUCGUGCCGCGGUGCGUUGAAAACUAUGCGAGUUUUGCUUGAAAAAUAGUCGCUCACAUUCUAGCGAAAGAAAACAAAAAAAAAAAAAAAAAAAAAAAGGAAGAAAAGAAAGAAAGAAGAGGAAAAACCGAAUGGGAAAAAAACAUGAAAGAAAAUGUCGGGAAAAAAAUUGGUCGCGAAAUCGCAAGCGGAAGACGCGUUACGCGUUACCCGUUUUUCCGCGUCGAUGUCCUUUUGUCUCGAAUGUUUCCGUGUAAUUGAAAGCUGGUUCGCGUUAACGUUACUUGUUCACGCGUAAUUCUCCACGUUUCGUAAGCUCGUUUGAACACGCGUGCUACUCCGUUUCGACGUGUCGUAACGCGGAAAGGAACGACAAACGCACGGCGAGACGAAAGAAAUUCGUUUCUCUUUGUUCCCUCGUUUGAGCCUUUUUAUUAUUAUUAUUAUUAUUAUUAUUAUUAUUAUUAUUAUUAUUAUUCCUAUUAUGGAAGUUCGUUUCAACGCACGUUUUUUUUCCAUUUUACUUCCAUCGUUCACAGGACAGUGAUCAAUUUUCUCGCGUGUACUUAGUGUUUCAACGCACGCGUAGCUCGCGUCUUAUUUAUAUAUAAAUAUAUAUAUAGAUUUUUAUAUGUAUACACGAACUCGCACGAUCGUAAAUGUAAAGAGUUUUAAAAACGUUAAAAAAAGAAAAAAAAAAAGAAAAAAAAAGGAUUACGGAGGAAGAAUCAAAUCACCGAAGUGUGCGCUUGGCGCCGGUGAUGCAUAUAUAUAUAAAUAUAUAUAUAUUAUACCGUUUUAUUUACGAUUUUAUAAUAUUUACACGAGAGCAGCGAACCACUGAGCCAAGACUGACCUCUUUGUGUUUCUCCUUAAUUCGUGCGCAAAACGUUUCAUUUUAUUCGACAUGUGUUUUUAUCAAUUUUUUUUUUCUUUUUUUUUCUUCAAGACGACUACUUUAGCUCGAAAUUCUUGUGUUGUUGCAUUUUCUACCGUGUUGUAUUUUCUCUGUUCGAUCUCUCUGCGGUCACGGAUGGAAGAUUCGACGCUCGAUCAAACCGCCCACUUUGUUUUGUAUGAACGCACUGUGACGAGAGAGCGACGCACAGAGGAACAGAGAAAUAGAAAAAAAAAUAAUGGAACAACUUUCCUUAUAUUAAAAAAAAAAAAGGAAAAAGACGAAAAAAAAUGCAAAAAAACAUACGAAAAACAAAAAACUCCUCGCAAGAUCACAAUAAAUUUUUGAAUAAAAUCUAUUUUUUCUUAUGUACUCUCUUCAUUACGCUCUUCUUUUUCUCUGCUUUACAUUUUAUUUUACGUUUCUUUUCAUUUUCAAGCAUCUUGCAGCGCUUCUAUGCAACAUGGGCCACGUGAACGACAUCGCAAAUUUCAUUUUCCAUUCCUGCCCUCUAUGAUUUCUUUGUGUUUUCCUCUCCCCUUCGGUCGAGUCUAGGUCUAGUUCUCGUUGCUGUUCGGAUCGCAUGCAAAGUUAUGCCGAGAAGCCAGGUUCCUAAUAAUAAUUUAAGGAGUGGGAAGAGCAAAAGAAUUCCAUUCCACAUAUUAUAUAUACCCGUAUAAAAAUAUAGUCGGUCACAAAAGUCUAGUUAUAUCCCUUAGAUCUAAAAUAUCAGAACAAAGACGUUAGCGGUAGGAAAAUUUCUCGUCAAAUUUUGUAUUCGUUCAGCUUGGGCAGAUAUUUAAAAAAAAAUAAUCCGAAUUAUUACGCUUAUUAAAAGGAAAAAGUAUACGUAUACCAGAUAUAAUUUCGCAAAAUGAUCAAAAAAGUAGCCUUAAUUAUGUUAAUACAUAUCUUGUACGUUCCCCGUGGGUAUCAAUAAUCGCUUCCAAUCUUCUUGGCAUUGAUCGAAUUAAACGUUGUGCAAUUUCUCGUGCAAUUUCUUGUUUCAAGAAUUUUGUAUAAUAAUUUCUUCUGGUAAUACGUUAAUAGCGAGCAAAUUCGAAGUAACUCUGUGUCGAUACGUAAACGUGGACGUGUUUCAAUUUCAUCCCAUCACUCGAAUACACGAAUUUCGUUCAACGUACGUAGACUUUUGUGAUUGAGUGUAUAUUUUGUGACUGACGAGUGUCUCGGUGGCGCGGGCCCGAUUCACCUCGAACUCCGUCAGCUUCCAAAGAUACCGAUCAGAAUUCCUGUUCAGAUUCGAUACUCUCUCGCUCUUUGUAUCUCCUUCUUCAUACUCUUUCUCUGUCCCCGGUCUGUCGGUUCCAUUCCCUCGCCGCUCUAAUCCUCUACCAGGCCCGAUGAUGCAUCGUACGCCAUUCGACUCGUAAUUAAUCGAACGCCCGACCGAGCGUUCAAGAGCGUGAAUCAGGCUUCGCCAUAUAGUUAUAUACAUCGAGUAUUCUGUGCUCUGUAUUUUCAUCGUUUUCUCAAUUGUUACUGAUAUUCCCUCUUACUUUUCUUCUGUUCUUUCAUUUUUCUGUUAUUUUUUUUUUUUUUUUUUUUUUUUUCUACACGAUAAAACUUAGGAAGUAGAACCUAGAGGCGUUGACAGAGAAGGAGAGACAAGCCCUUCUUGAUGAUUUUCAGAGUCGCUUACAGCUCACCGGUUCUUGGCUAGAGCUUUUGUCUCUCGCGAGAGGAAUACAAGGAAAGGAACAAUCAGUUGCGAAUAUAAUGAAAGAGAUCUCAAUAGACGGUGUCGAACCACUCGCGUUACUUUCUUUGUUUUCUCAGCCUGUGUUUCUUUCCGCUUGCACCGUUGUUUUUCCUUUCUUUAGUAUCCAGACACACCAACUCGUUGUAAUCUCUGUACCUUAGUUUUUCGAUUUUAUUAAGUUUAUUCCAUAGAGAUUCGCUACGACGACGAACAAAGAGGAACGCAAAUAUAAUCCAAGGGAAAAUAAGGGGCCCUUCGACGCGCCAAAAUUAAUUUCGUCGUUAACUAAUCCUCUAACAACCUAUACUAAUUGUACAAAAAUUGUAAAACGACCAAGAUUUACUGUU
Messenger RNA from Bombus pascuorum, 14955 nucleotides. RefSeq names its product zinc finger protein 768-like. The transcript is spliced from 3 exons. NCBI's taxonomy places the organism in Eukaryota, Metazoa, Arthropoda, Insecta, Hymenoptera, Apidae. Gene Ontology annotation, molecular function: DNA-binding transcription repressor activity, RNA polymerase II-specific. The record is from RefSeq and is a predicted model, not a curated record. Bases 2823 to 4979 code for a protein of 718 amino acids. Gene Ontology annotation, biological process: negative regulation of transcription by RNA polymerase II.